GCCAGCAGCAGCGUCGUAGUGUUGCCCAGAACACCGACGGACCCGAAACAGGAGCGUUAACUCUCUGCCACGUCCUCUCUCAUACUAUCCAUCUCUUCCCAUCCCUGCACUUCGGACACCGGCAAUAAAAUAUAACGUCAUCACAAACAUUCAUAAUUACCUAACAUUAACUAUAAUAAUAUAUUAUAUACAUUGUUAUCAUUAUUUAAUAUUAUAUUGAAUUCGAUUUGCGAAAUAACGUCGAAACGGACAAAACCGAUCCCGCCAUGGACAUGAAUCAAAUUUUGAAAGACCUUCCCAAGGAAAUGCGAGCUAUGCAUAUUAAAGGAGAAAGAGCAAAACGCGAAUUGGCUGAACUGGAAAAUAAGGAAAAAUAUGCUGUUAGGAAAUUGAUGGAGGCAACAUUACAAAAGAAAAAGGAAAAUGAGGCGAUGUUAAAAGCGGCUCAAGAAAGCUUGGAUUGCUUGAUACAAAAACUUAAUGAGCGUAAGGCUAAAAGUGAAAUUUUGAUGAAGAAAAUUAAUCAAAAACGCAGUAGGUCGCUCAUGGUAGACAUGCAGGAUAGAGAAGCAGCUCAAAACCAUGCCGAGAUCACCAAGCGAAUGAUGGAAAAAAUACAAGAGCAAACUGAAAUCGUAGAAAAGCAAACGAUUAUACUGAAACGUUCACAUGGAUCCAAAGAAUCGUCCAAAUACUAUCGUUCUAAGAUCAACAAUUUGAAAGCAGAGAUUGCGGAUAAACAAAAGGAAUUGGAUUAUGUGUUAAAUGUAUACACCGGCUUAGGCAAAGCUUGCCAAGAAAUGCAUCAAAAGAACGUCAAGAAGUCAUCGGAAUGCAAGGAAAUGGAUGAAAACGCUGCUACAAUUCAAUCUAGCGUUGAUUCAUUGAAUGACGACAUAAAGAAGUUGACUUCUGAAUAAGCUAUAAAUGAUACAACCUUUUUUCAAAAUUGUUCAUAUUUUAUUUUUAUUUUAAUACAAACUUGUACGGUAGUUCCCCUAUUUUAUUCAAUAUUAUUUUUUCGGUUUACGAUAUUAAAAUCGUGAGUGUUUGAAAGUGUGCUGGUGUGUGUUGUAAUCAAGUAUCCCUUCAUAAAUACUACUUACAUAAUACUUUCCUAUAUUUUCUUCCAAUUGUGGAUUUUAAUUAAAUUCUGGAACUACCUACCUACCUAUCAAAUAUUAUGUUGUAUAACUUAAUAUAAAAAUAAACUGUCAUUCAUUUA
Aphis gossypii (cotton aphid) is the source of this 1225-nucleotide messenger RNA. RefSeq lists its product as uncharacterized. NCBI's taxonomy places the organism in Eukaryota, Metazoa, Arthropoda, Insecta, Hemiptera, Aphididae. The record is from RefSeq and is a predicted model, not a curated record. The transcript has 6 exons. Bases 267 to 920 code for a protein of 217 amino acids.